This is a messenger RNA of Centropristis striata (black sea bass), 4807 nucleotides long. It is a transcript of the gene sin3aa, whose product is annotated as SIN3 transcription regulator family member Aa. Lineage: Eukaryota; Metazoa; Chordata; Actinopteri; Perciformes; Serranidae. The record is from RefSeq and is a predicted model, not a curated record. Gene Ontology annotation, cellular component: chromatin. Gene Ontology annotation, biological process: negative regulation of transcription by RNA polymerase II. Gene Ontology annotation, molecular function: transcription corepressor activity.
CUAUGUAACAAUAUCUGUGAUUGACAGGUAAAUCACACAAUCCAUACGCGUGGCCCCGCCCUCUUGUGGCCGCUCUUGACUAACUGACCAAUAGUGCUUCUCUGGAGGCGGGCCCGCGCCUGUAAACCCCGCCCCUCCGCGGGACCGAGCGAGCGGAGCUUGUUUUCCUCUCGGGGAGAGAUUUCCACUUUUUCUGCCUCUUGCUCUGUUUCAACUGUUUGUUUUAAAAAAGAAAUAAUAAACUCCUCCAUAAGCUGCUCCGCUCCGCCCGGUGUCUUCCUCUCCAGGGCAGCAGCUCACUCAUAACGGAUUAUUAACCCGAUCUUCAGCUCGCUGUUUGGGAGAGAGGGUCUCUCAGCUCUCAUGAGUAUGAGUUCAUAAUGAAGCGGCGACUGGAGGAUCAGGAAACAGUUUUUGCCUCCCAGCAGCGGCGCCUCGCUGGCAACACGGACGCCUUCCAGCACCGUGUCCUGGCCCCCCGCUCCGCCCCGGCUCCGGCUGUUUAUGAGGCCGUGUCCGACAACAUGCAGCCCACGCCAGGCGUCCAGUACUCCGUCCCCCAGGGAUACCAGGUUUCCGCCGUGGCCCAGAACAGCGGCGGGCACGGCCACGCUCCGAGCCCGGCCGUCCACGGCGGCGCCCACCACCACGGCCCGGCGGUCCAGUCCCACGGACCCUCGGUGAUGGCGGGGCACGGCCACACGGCGGCUCCUCAGGCCUCGGCUCAGGGCCAGCAGUUCCAGAGGCUCAAGGUGGAAGAUGCUUUGUCUUACUUGGAUCAAGUGAAACUGCAGUUCGGCAACCAGCCUCAGGUCUACAACGACUUUCUUGACAUCAUGAAGGAGUUCAAGUCUCAAAGUAUUGACACUCCCGGGGUCAUCAGCAGAGUGUCGCAGCUCUUCAAGGGUCACCCCGACCUCAUCAUGGGCUUUAACACUUUCCUGCCGCCGGGCUACAAGAUCGAGGUCCAGACCAACGACCUGGUCAACGUGACCACGCCGGGUCAGAUCCACCACAUCACCCCGCACGGGAUCUCAGUCCAGAACAUCCCCAUCACAGGAGCAGCUAGCCAGCAUCCGCCCCCGCUGCCGUCUGCCGCCGCCACCACCACCGCCACCGCCCCGUCCCUCCUGACGCAGCCCGCCCCCGCCAAGAUGAGCAAGCCUCUCCAGCCGCCGGCGUUGACCCCGAGCAGUCAGAGCAACCCGUCCAUCCCCGCCUACACCUCUCCUCGCUCCCCGCCCAUGCAGCUCCACCAGCCACUCAGCGGGACGCCCGCUGGGCCGCCGCUGCAGAACAACCAGCCGGUGGAGUUCAACCACGCCAUCAACUACGUCAACAAGAUCAAGAACCGCUUCCAGGGCCAGCCCGACAUCUACAAAGCCUUCCUGGAGAUCCUCCACACGUACCAGAAGGAGCAGCGUAACGCUAAGGAGGCUGGGGGGAACUACACGCCGGCCCUGACGGAGCAGGAGGUCUACGCUCAGGUGGCUCGGCUCUUCAAGAACCAGGAGGACCUGCUGUCAGAGUUCGGACAGUUCCUCCCCGACGCCAACAGCUCUGUGCUGCUCAGUAAGACCACAGCCGAGAAGGCCGAGUCGGUACGGAACGACCACGGAGGAACCGCCAAGAAGCUGCAGCUCAACAACAAGCUGAGGCCCAAUCAGAACGGCUGCCAGAUCCGGCGCCAUCCCACCCCCGGCGCCACGCCCCCCGUCAAGAAGAAGCUGAAGUUGAUGAAUCUGAAGGAUUCGUCGGUGGCCGAGGCCAGCAAGCACGGAGCGGGGACAGAAUCGCUCUUCUUUGAGAAGGUUCGUAAAGCUCUGCGAAGUGCCGAAGCCUACGACAACUUCCUGCGCUGCCUGGUGAUCUUCAACCAGGAGGUGAUCUCCAGGGCCGAGCUGGUGCAGCUGGUGCUGCCGUUCCUGGGGAAGUUCCCGGAGCUGUUCAACUGGUUUAAGAACUUCCUGGGAUAUCGGGAAAUGUCGCACAUGGAAACGUAUCCGAAGGAGCGGGCCACGGAGGGCAUCGCCAUGGAGAUCGACUAUGCGUCCUGUAAGCGUCUGGGCUCCAGUUACAGAGCGCUGCCCAAGAGCUACCAGCAGCCCAAGUGCACCGGCAGGACGCCGCUCUGUAAAGAGGUGUUAAACGACACCUGGGUCUCCUUCCCCUCCUGGUCCGAGGACUCCACCUUCGUCAGCUCCAAGAAGACUCAGUACGAGGAGCACAUCUACCGCUGUGAGGACGAGCGCUUCGAGCUGGACGUGGUGCUGGAGACCAACCUGGCCACCGUGCGGGUCCUGGAGACGGUCCAGAGGAAACUGUCCCGUAUGUCGGCCGAGGAGCAGGCCAAGUUCCGCCUGGACAACUCGCUGGGCGGCGCCUCGGAGGUCGUCCACCGCAAAGCCAUCCAGAGGAUAUACGGAGACAAGGCGCCCGACAUCAUCGACGGCCUGAAGAAGAACCCCGCCGCGUCCGUCCCCAUCGUCCUCAAGAGAUUAAAGACGAAGGAUGAAGAGUGGCGGGAAGCCCAGCGAGGCUUCAACAAGAUCUGGAGGGAGCAGAACGAGAAGUAUUACCUCAAGUCUCUGGACCAUCAAGGCAUCAACUUCAAACAGAACGACACCAAAGUGCUUCGCUCCAAGUCGCUGCUGAACGAAAUCGAAAGCCUUUAUGACGAGCGACAGGAGCAGGCGUCUGAAGAGAACGCCACGGCGCCGGCCGGCCCUCACCUGACGCUGGCGUACGAGGACAGCCAGAUCCUGGAGGACGCGGCGGCGCUCAUCAUCCACCACGUGAAGCGCCAGACCAGCAUCCAGAAGGACGACAAGUACAAGAUCAAACAGAUCGUCCACCACUUCAUCCCCGACAUGCUGUUCGCUCAGCGUGGCGAGCUCUCCGACCUGGAGGAGGAGGAGGAGGAGGAAGAAGAGGAGGAGAUGGAUCUGGAGGACGGCGCCGCCACCACUGCCUCCAAGAAGCACAACGGCGUCCCAGGCGCCGGGAGCCCGUCCAAGUCCAAGCUGCUGUUCAGCAACACGGCGGCCCAGAAGCUUCGUAGCGGCGCCGACGACGCCUACAACCUCUUCUACGUCAACAACAACUGGUACAUCUUCCUGCGGCUGCACCAGACGCUCUGCUCGCGCCUCCUCCGCCUCUACGGCCAGGCCGAGCGCCAGAUCGAAGACGAGGUCCGGGAGCGGGACUGGGAGCGGGAAGUCCUCGGGCUGAAGAAGGAGAAGAACGACAACCCGGCCGUCCAGCUGCGCCUCAAGGAGCCCAUGGACAUCGAGGUGGAGGAUUACUACUCGGCCUUCCUGGAGAUGGUCAGAAACCUGCUGGACGGGAACAUGGAGGCGUCUCAGUACGAAGACUCUCUGAGGGAGAUGUUCACCAUCCACGCCUUCAUCGGCUUCACCAUGGACAAACUCAUCCAGAGCAUCGUCCGCCAGCUGCAGCACAUCGUGAGCGAUGAGAUCUGCGUGCAGGUGACGGACCUCUACCUCUCUGAGAGCGCUAACGGCGCCAGCGGAGGAACGGCGUCCACGCAGACGACCCGGAGCUCCGCCGAGGCCUCGUACCAGCGCCGAGCAGAGCAGCUCAUGUCUGACGAGAACUGCUUCAAGAUGGUGUUUUCGAGGAGCCGAGGGCCGGUGCAGCUGACGGUGGAGCUGCUGGACAGCGAGGAGGAGAACUCAGAUGAGCCCAUGGAGGCCGAGCGUUGGUCUGAUUAUGUUGGACGUUACUUAAACCCAGAUUCCACCACGCCGGAGCUGAGGGAGCACCUCGCUCAGAAGCCCGUCUUCCUGCCCAGGAAUCUGAGGCGGAUCAGGAAGUACCAGAAGGGGCGGGAGCAGCUGGACAAGGAGGCCUGCGAGGGCGGCAAGAAGUCCCUGGAGAAGGAGAAGAUGGAGUGCAUGUUCAAACUCAACUCCUACAAGAUGGUCUACGUGUUCAAGUCUGAGGAUUACAUGUACAGACGCACCGCCCUGCUGAGAGCUCACCAGUCACACGAGCGUGUUAGCACGCGGCUGCACCGGCGCUUCCAGGCCUGGGUCGACUCGUGGGCCAAGGAGCACGUGACCCGCGACAUGGGCGCCGACACCAACCGGUGGCUGAUGGGCGAGACGCGGGACGGGCUGGUCCCCUGCACCACCAGCCGCCAGCCGGAGAUCCUCCACUACGUCAACAUCAACAAGUACCGCGUGAAAUACGGGCCGCCCAGCAAGGCGCCGUAGCCCAGGGACUGAUACGUGUUCAGGUCAGACAGGUCUGGAGUCGAGGUAGGGGCGGGGCUCGUUCAUGUGUUUUUAAGGCUGAUACGGAGCGCCAUUAAGCUCGCCGCCGUGUGUGUUGCACGCCGGGGCGGCGGGAUACUGAUUUUACCAGCGUUUUUAGCUGGGCCCAUUUUUUCGCAGGGCCUUUGGUGCCAAAACUUAGGAAGUCAGGAAGCAGCAGACCCGAGCUCACACCAGCACUGAGAGAGAGAGAGAGUGGUGCUUUUUGUACGUUAUCACACAGCCGAGCUUCGGUUUAGAUUUCAAACCGAACAUUCUGCGUUUCCCCGGCGAGCGAGAGCGCCAUCGAACCAUCAACCACCCGGGAGAGUGUUCUGGUGGACAAAGUGCACUUAUUCUGAAGAGUGAAGGUCCACGUUGACCUGCUGACAUUCCUGCGCCGAUUCUGAACCUGAACAAGAGUUACUUUCUGUUUCUGAAACACAUGGCAGCAUUAUUAGACUGUGGCUGAGCCCGGACACAGCUGCAAACAGCUGCAGCUGUUUACAGUGUAAACACCUGCAGCUGUU